Molecule: messenger RNA, 657 nt
Organism: Nematostella vectensis (starlet sea anemone)
Lineage: Eukaryota; Metazoa; Cnidaria; Anthozoa; Actiniaria; Edwardsiidae
Exons: 2
Coding region: 1-657 (218 amino acids)
Source: RefSeq, a predicted model, not a curated record
AUGCUAUCGCCCUCCCGUCACUACUAUACGGCUGCGAGACUUGGACCCUGUACCGUUGACAAGAAGCUGGACCAAUUCCACACACGCUCUCUGCGGGCAAUCAUGCGCAUACGCUGGCAGGACCGCAUUACAAACAUCGAAGUCCUAGACAGAGCUGACACCACAAGCAUUGAAGCCAAGAUACUCCAAGCCCAGCUUCGUUGGUCUGGCCACGUCAUUCGCAUGGAGGAGUCAAGAAUUCCACGGCAGGUGUUUUACAGUGAGCUAGCGUCUGGUUACCGCAAGAAGGGUCGCCCAAAGAAGAGGUACAAAGACAACCUCAAAGAACCUGCUGGCGUGCCCUCACAAGUAAUGCGGUGCAGUCCUUUGGGGGUGACCGUCGUAGUCGCCUUACGGCUGCACGUGACCGGCGUCACCGAGCUGCUUCUGCCUCUGUCCCGACAACUGGCGUCCCAUGCCCCAUCUGCAACCGCAUCUGUGCAUCGGACUUUGGUCUGCGUAGCCACAUGCGUGUCCACAAAUAAGAUGAGAUUCAACGUAUCGUCUUCCUCGGCUCGAGAGACAACCAGGAUGAUGAUGAUGAUUGUUAGAUCGCCAAAAGGCACUAGCUUGUUUAUUAAACAGUACAUUUUAAAGAUGAUCAAAAUUAUUAGAUAA